This is a messenger RNA of Geodia barretti, 540 nucleotides long. The record is from the annotation of a GenBank genome assembly. Lineage: Eukaryota; Metazoa; Porifera; Demospongiae; Tetractinellida; Geodiidae.
CUGGGACCUGACUGGGCCGAUGUCGCCAUCGGUGGCGUUACGUUGCGUGUGAGCGCCCCUGCUCCGUCGGUCGAAGCUCUUGGGCAAAUCGGCAGCCCUGUAAGUUUGUACACCUCGCUGCAAGUGAGGGCGGAAAGCCUGAGCCUCUACGGCUUCGAUACGCCCGAGGGGCGUCAGACUUUUGAAACCCUUAUUGGAAUUAGCGGAAUAGGCCCGCGCGUUGCAUUGAGCAUCCUUUCCACAUUCAGACCUGAAGCACUCGCAGCCGCUGUUGACUCCGGGGAUAUCAAGAGCUUCACAGUCGUGCCGGGAGUAGGUCGUAAAACCGCAAGUCGCAUUCUGCUAGAGCUCAAGGGCAAGCUGGAACUGGACUGGAAUAUCGGAAGCGUCUCAACACUUGACUCGGACGCUUUGGAUGCUCUGACCGCGCUCGGCUACUCGCCGGUUGAAGCGCGUGAGGCACUGUCCGCACUGCCAAAGGACGGCAAUUCCGCUACCGAAGACAAAGUGCGAAUGGCGCUCCAGCAGCUUGCAGGCUGA